Molecule: messenger RNA, 2633 nt
Organism: Olea europaea var. sylvestris
Lineage: Eukaryota; Viridiplantae; Streptophyta; Magnoliopsida; Lamiales; Oleaceae
Product: probable protein S-acyltransferase 22
Exons: 9
Coding region: 495-2375 (626 amino acids)
Biological process (GO): peptidyl-L-cysteine S-palmitoylation; protein targeting to membrane
Cellular component (GO): Golgi apparatus; endoplasmic reticulum
Molecular function (GO): protein-cysteine S-palmitoyltransferase activity
Source: RefSeq, a predicted model, not a curated record
AGUUGUUGAAAUUGUACAGUGGAGGAGAGAGAGAGACAACUGGCUGUAUAAUUCUGUCCUGCUGAGAAGCCAAUGCUAGAAAACAAACGGAAAAAGCGAAAGCUAGGUUGCCGAGGGUAAAUAUAUCCUUCAAGAACAGUCCAACAUUACCCCCACCCCAGAUCUUUGCUUUGCUUGCCUCAAGCACAAGGAAUUUUUAAGAAGGAAAUAACCAUUUGUUCUAUAAUCCCAUUUCAGCCCUAAAUGCUAAGGCAAAGGCCCUUCCUUUGCUUUUCUCUCUGUCUAUUCACCAUCAGUAUGUGAAAUUUGGGGUGGUGGGUAGGUGGGCUAGAAUUGAGCUCAUUCUUGGGAAUUUUUUUUUUCCUGGUCCAACUUAUUAGACCCACUAAAAUUCUACAUGAAGCAGUGAUGUAAAGAGGAAGAGGAAGUAAAACCAACUUCAUUUCUACAUUUUCUUGAUUUUUUUUUAUUUAUUGCAACUUCAAUUUAUCACAAUGAGGAAACAUGGAUGGCAGCUUCCCUACCAUCCUCUCCAGGUGGUAGCUGUUGCAGUAUUUCUAGCAUUGGGGUUUUCUUUCUAUGUUUUCUUUGCUCCAUUUGUGGGAAAACAAUUGUUUCAAAACAUAGUGAUGGGGAUUUACACUCCUCUUAUUAUAGGUGUCUUCAGCCUGUUCAUUUGGUGCGCAGCUGCUGAUCCUGCAGAUCCGGGAGUCUUUAGGUCCAAAAAAUAUCUUAAAAUUCGCGACAGCAAAAAGCAUGUCGGAUUGAACGAGUCUAAACUUGGUGCAGAAUCAACUUCUUCAAUACAAGAUGGCUGUGCAGGCAUACCAGGAGAAAAAGCUUUUGAUAAAAGUAACAUCAGUAUCGAUAAAAGAGCUGAAUGUACUUCUGAAAGUGAUAAGAAGAACAUGCCGUCCCGUCAAGUCUCCUACUUUAUGGCAAUCCUUGCUUUUUUACCUUGUGCUUAUGUUUGUGACUUAGAUGAAGAAUCUUCCGAGCAACAAAUGAGCGAAGAUGGCAUGUUCUACUGUAGUUUGUGUGAAGUAGAGGUUUUCAAGUACAGCAAGCAUUGCAGAGUCUGUGACAAGUGUGUUGAUCGGUUCGAUCAUCAUUGCAGGUGGCUCAACAAUUGCAUAGGAAGAAGGAACUACCGAAAAUUCUUUACACUCAUGGUGUCUGCCCUUCUCCUGAUUAUAUUCCAAUGGUCGACUGGAAUCUUUGUACUCGUACGGUGUUUUCUUGAGAGAAAGAAAUACUCUGUGGACAUCAGCUCCAAGUUAGGAAGCAGUUUUACAGUGGUUCCCUUUGUGAUUGUUGUGGCAGUAUGCACCAUAUUGGCUAUGAUCGCAACCUUGCCACUUACUCAGCUGUUCUUCUUUCACAUUCUUCUAAUAAAGAAGGGAAUUAGUACAUAUGACUAUAUCAUUGCUUUGAGGGAACAAGAGCAACUAGCUGCCGCAGGUCAGCAAAGUCCUCAGAUGUCUACCCGUAGCUCUCUUACUGGUUUAAGCAGUGCAAGCUCCUUUAACACCUUCCACCGCGCUGCAUGGUGCACGCCUCCACGCCUUUUUGUUGAAGAUCAGUUUGAUGUAGUUCCUCCAGACAAUGUAUCUGUCAGUUCACUAGGGAAAAGGACAGUGAUUGAGGAAAUGACGAAGAAAAAGAAUCCUGCUGUAAAGAUCAGUCCAUGGACACUGGCAAGAUUGAAUGCAGAAGAGGUUUCAAAGGCUGCUGCAGAGGCAAGAAAGAAGUCGAAAAUUCUGCAGCCUGUAGCAAGACGUGAUGGGACAUAUUCCCUUGAAACUGACGGUACGUUUGGCAGUAGUGGACGUCGACUGGCCCCCAGACUUGAUAAUAAUAGAAAACGGGGUAGCCAACGGAUUCGCCUUCCUACUGACUUGCCGUUUGAUCCUCACUACAAGAUUUCAAAUGAAAAUGCAGAAAAUAGGGAUUAUGUGAUUCCUGAGGCAUCAGCUGGUUUGGUCUCUCUUCAACAUGAAGCUCCAAGUGCUUUACGAACGAGCAGAGCUAUGCCGACCUCAGCUCACAUUGUUGCUUCUUCUCCGGAGAGUAGCUUGGAUUCUCCCGAUCUUCACCCUUUCCGUGCCUCCUCAUCAGGUGCUGAAGAAGCAGGGCAGUUCGUUGGGCUGUCGACAUCUGGCAUGGCUUUUAGAAAGGGAAUUCCAUUCUCGAGAUCAACUAGUGAUGGAUACGAGGCAUCGGGUGGGGAAGACAGUGACCAAAUACCCUCCAGAAUUGUUCAGAGAUCGACUAACUGGAGUAGCCUUCUGUUUCCCUCUGAGCAGCACAGGACAAUCGCAAAACUGCCUAUGCCAUCAUCUUCAUCUGCCUUGUCAAAUCACAGGAAAAUUUGAAAAAUCCUUCAAAUUGUUAAAUUUUUUUCAUUUGUUCUAGUUUAAAUAGACUUGGCUACUUGAUUUGCCUUGUUCAAUUCCUUUGUUUAUGGCUUUCUGAAACUUUUGGUUGGAAAAUGUUGACAUGCUGUAAAGGGGGGUGCUCGAAAGGUUCGAUAAUUCUAUUUUAGAUGCAUCAUCAAAGGAGUCUUCGUCCUGUAAAUUUUUCGUCCAAGACAAUUCCCUUCCUUGCAUAGAUUCUAUUUGUUUCAGUGUUUU